This is a messenger RNA of Labrus bergylta (ballan wrasse), 3624 nucleotides long. It is a transcript of the gene ttc7b, whose product is annotated as tetratricopeptide repeat domain 7B. Lineage: Eukaryota; Metazoa; Chordata; Actinopteri; Labriformes; Labridae. The record is from RefSeq and is a predicted model, not a curated record. Gene Ontology annotation, biological process: phosphatidylinositol phosphate biosynthetic process; protein localization to plasma membrane. Gene Ontology annotation, cellular component: plasma membrane. Gene Ontology annotation, molecular function: protein binding.
GUCGUAUUUCUCGUAGCAGCGGGAGAGCUCCUCUAGUGGAGUUUUGAUCCAGUCUAGCCCACUUUCCAAAAUGACAGCGAGAAAAUCUGGCUCACGACUGGAGACCGAGAUAGAGAGGAACCGCUCAGAGAGUCAAUGGGACAAGAUACCGGAGUUAGUUCGACAGCUCUCCGCCAAACUAAUCUCAAACGAUGACCUAGGGGAGUUGUUGCUGGGAGAAUGCAAGCUUCAGAUGUACCUGAAGGAGAACCCCAUCAAACAGGGAGCCAGUCCAAGGGGCCAGCGACCUAAACUGGUAGAGGUCAGAAAGCACCUUACUGCUGCUCUGGACAGAGGAAACCUCAAGGCUGAUUACCUGCAGGAAGCCAGCCUGUUGAUGGCCAAACUUUGCUAUGUGGAGGGAGAAUACAGAGACGCUUUAGGUCACUAUAGCAGGGUCAACCUGGAUGACAUGCAGCUGAUUGGCGCUCCUGUGUACAGGCUUUCUAUGAUAGCAGAGGCAUAUGCUACUAAAGGACUGUGUCUAGAGAAAGUCCCUGCUGCCUCUCCAUCUCUGUCCAAUAAGAACACUGGGUCUCCAUCGUCCAAUAGGAGCACAACAGAUCAGGAGCAGGACAUCAUCACCUGCUAUGAAAAAUCCGGAGACAUUGCUCUGCUGUACCUGCAGGAGGCCGAAAAGGUAAAUGCAUUGUCAGCAGGAAUUCAGAACCGCAGCCCAAAGCCCGGCCCAACAACCCAGGACCUGGAACUGGGCUACUUCCUGGAGACAGGCCUGCAGAGAGCCCACGUCAUCCACUUCAAAAACGGUGCCCCUCGGCUUUGGAACGACUUGCCUGAGAAGAUAAGUAACCUGACUCGAGGCGUAGGGCGGUUUCGAGAGAUUCUUCGGGCUGUAGAGACCAGAACCACCCAGAGCCUGCGCAUGACUAUAGCCAGGCAGCUUGCAGAGAUCUUGCUCAGAGGAAUGUGUGAACAGAGUUACUGGUCUCCUCUGGAAGACCCACCAUCAGUGUCACCAUUGGACGAUCCAACACGGCAAGGACACACUCUCAGCAAAAACUACAGCCUGAGCCGACGCUCGCGAGUGUACUCAGGAGAGAAUCUGUUUUGCCCUCAAGAGAACACAGAGGAAGCGUUGCUGCUGCUGCUCAUCAGUGAAUCCAUGGCAAACCGUGACGCUGUCCUGAGCAGAAUUCCCGAACACAACAACGAUCGUAUCAUCAGCCUACAGUCUGCCUCUGUGGUGUACGACCUGCUGACUAUAGCUCUGGGCAGGAGAGGGCAGUAUGAGAUGCUAUCAGAGUGUUUGGAGAGAGCCAUGAAGUUUGCCUUUGAAGAGUUCCAUCUGUGGUACCAGCUCGCUCUGUCCCUGAUGGCAGCUGGGAAAUCUGCACGUGCCGUUAAAGUCCUUAAGGAGUGUAUUCGUCUGAAGCCUGACGACCCCACAAUCCCAUUGCUCGCUGUCAAACUGUGUAUCGGACCUCUGCACUGGCUGGAUGAAGGCGAGUGCUUUGGAAAGAUGGUGAUUGAUAUGGGAGAGAAAGCGGCUGAAUUCAGAGCAAAAGGCUACCUAGCUAUUGGGCUGGUUUACAGCCUCAAAGCCACUGAUGCAUCGUUGCGAAGCACACAGGAGGACUACCAGAGGAAAGCUUUGGGAUCCUUCCAGAGAGCUCAGAGUCUUUCUCCUACUGACCAUCUAGCAGCCUUUUAUUUGGCCCUGCAGCUUGCUGUAUCCAGACAGAUCCCCGAGGCACUAGGCUAUGUUCGACAGGCGUUGCAGCUUCAAGGGGAUGACGUCCACUCCCUUCACCUGCUGGCCCUGCUGCUCUCUGCUCAGAAACACUACCACGAUGCGCUCAAUAUUAUAGAGAUGGCUCUGUCCGAGUACCCUGAAAACUUCAAUCUGCUGUAUACCAAGGUCAAGUUGGAGUCGAUGUGUAGAGGACCAGAGGAAGCUCUGCUUACCUGUAAACACAUGCUGCAGAUCUGGAAGAGCUUUUACAACCUUACCAAUCCCAGUGAUUCGGGGCGUGGCAGCAGCUUGUUGGACAGAGCCGUAGCAGACAGACGACAGCUCAACGCCAUGACUCUGCCUGACUUCAGUGAUCCUGACACAGGUUCAGUUCAUGCUACGUCUAUAGCAGCCAGCCGUGUGGAGCAGGCUCUGUCUGAGGUCGCCUCCUCUCUGCAGAGCAGCGCCCCCAAACAUGGACCCAUGCACCCCUGGAUGACCCUGGCUCAGAUCUGGCUGCAUGCAGCUGAAGUGUACACUGGCAUGUCCAAGCCUGCCGAGGCCUCAGCCUGCACGCAGGAAGCAGCCAACCUCUUCCCCACAUCCCAUAACGUGCUGUACAUGAGGGGGCAGAUAGCCGAGCUGCGGGGCAACAUGGAUGAGGCCAAACGCUGGUAUGAAGAGGCCCUGUCCAUCAACCCGACGCACGUUAAGACCAUGCAGAGACUGGGUCUGAUUCUUCAUCAGCUGCAGCGCUACUCUCUGUCGGAAAAAGUCCUGAGAGAUGCUGUACAGGUCAACAGUACGGCUCAUGACGUGUGGAACAGCCUGGGGGAGGUCCUGCAGGCUCAGGGAAAUGCUGCCGCUGCCACCGAGUGUUUCCUCACCGCAUUGGAGCUGGAGGCCAGCAGCCCCAUUUUGCCCUUCACCAUCAUUCCCAGAGCUCUAUAAAACACACACUCAUACACUCUCUUAACAGUUAUCGCCUCAGUACUAUAGCACAGUGGCACAAAUGAUGGACCUGCACACAAACACACAUGUACACACAUGUACCCACAACAUGUACACACAGCAUGUACACACAACAUGUACACACAACAUGUACACACAACAUGUACACACAACAUGUACACACAACAUGUACACACAGCAUGCCUGCAUGCCACUAACACAAAGUUUUACUGCCAUACGUUCAGAAACACACACAUAACCACACAUACACGCUGCCCCUUGUCCACCCAACCUUCCCACAAUGCCUUGCUGUGACUAUGUAAGUGUGAGGGCAUGUGUCUGUAUGCUGAUCGGUUGCUUGUGUCUAUAAGUGUACACCCGUGUGUGUGUGUGUGUGUGUGUGUGUGUGUGUGUGUGUGUGUGCAUAGUUGUGAGUGGUUGUAUUUGUAGUAUGCUGUGAGUGUGUUUGUUGUUUGGUCCUCUUCAAAGAUGUAAAUAAUCUUAAAUUGAAGUUCCCACUCUUACAUCACUAGCAUUUAGAGAACCUCAGAGUUUACAUUUUGUUUACAGGUUUUUUUUGUCCAAACAUUCUUUUACACACACACACACACACACACACACACACACACACACACACACACACACACACACAGACACACACACACAGAGUAAUUAAUGUUUCCCUUGUGAGCUAAAUGUUACUGAAUCUCAAACACACACACACACAUACGUUUAAUCUGCUGUAAUGACCUUUGAGAAUUUCCUGGAGCACGCAUAGACAUGAGCAAUAGAUCACAGAAGAAUCAAUCAAUCACUGAAGUCUAAAAUGCCAAAACACAGACUGCAUUUACACACAGGAAAUCAGAGUUAAAGCUUUUGAUGUCCAGUGGACUACUUUCACCGCAAUUUUAUCCUUCAAUUAAAAACAUUUCUGCAAAGAA